This is a messenger RNA of Akanthomyces muscarius, 1431 nucleotides long. RefSeq lists its product as uncharacterized. NCBI's taxonomy places the organism in Eukaryota, Fungi, Ascomycota, Sordariomycetes, Hypocreales, Cordycipitaceae. Gene Ontology annotation, biological process: pyrimidine ribonucleotide biosynthetic process; 'de novo' pyrimidine nucleobase biosynthetic process. The record is from RefSeq and is a predicted model, not a curated record. The transcript has a single exon. Gene Ontology annotation, cellular component: mitochondrial inner membrane; cytoplasm. Bases 1 to 1431 code for a protein of 476 amino acids. Gene Ontology annotation, molecular function: dihydroorotate dehydrogenase activity.
AUGUCCGCCAUGCCCACGCUUCGGCAGUCGGCCUGCUGUCGGUUCCCCGUCCGACCCCAGACAGCGCAGCGACUCCGAACGACUAGAACGACCACGACGGCGCGAUUUGCCUCGAGCUCCUCCGGCGGCUCUAUUGGCCUUGGUCGCGCCAAGGUCGCCCUGUACGCCACCGCCCUCGCCGCGACCGGUUACGUCGGCUACCUCUACGUGACGGACACACGCGCCUCGCUCCUCCACCAGCACGUUGUCCCGCCGCUGCUGCGCACCCUCUUCCCCGACGCAGAAGAUGCGCACCACGCGGGAUCCAGGAUCCUACAGUUCCUCUACGAGGCCAACCUGCACCCGCGCGAACGGCCGCACCGCCACGCCGAGCCCUCGCAGCUCACGACUGAGGUCUUUGGCGCCACCAUUGACAACCCUGUCGGCAUCUCGGCGGGCCUGGACAAAGACGGCGAGCUGACCGACUUGCUCUUUGGCCUGGGGGCUGGCGUUGUGGAAAUUGGCGGCAUCACGCCCAUGGCGCAAGCUGGCAACGAGCGCCCGCGUUGCUUCCGCGUCUCCGGUCUCGACGGCCUCGUGAACCGGUACGGCCUCAACUCGCAGGGCGCCGACGCCGUGGCCCAACGCCUGCGCACGCGCGUUCGUCGCUUCGCCAGGGCGAUCGGCGCCUCGGAGGAGCAGGUGCUCAACGGCGAGACCCACGUCCCGCCCGGCAGCCUGGUGGACGGCCGCCUGCUCGCGGUGCAGGUCGCCAAGAACAAGGAGACCAACGAAAAGGAUCAGGCAGCGGUGGCGGCCGACUACGUGUACUGCGUGCGCCGCCUAGCGCGGUACGCCGACAUUGUCGUCGUCAACGUCAGCAGCCCCAACACGCCCGGACUGCGCGACCUCCAGGCCACGGAGCCGUUGACGCGCCUGCUCACGGCCGUGGUCGACGCGGCGCACACGACGGACCGCAAGACGCGCCCCAAGGUCAUGGUCAAGGUGUCGCCCGACGAGGACGACGACGCGCAGAUGGCGGGCGUGGUCGAAGCGGUGCACCGCAGCGGCGUCGACGGCGUCAUCGUCGGCAACACCACGAAGCGGCGCACCGGCGUCGUCCCCGACGGCGUGCGACUGUCGGCCAAGGACCAGCGCUCGCUGGCCGAGACGGGCGGCUACUCGGGCCCGGCCAUGUUCCCGCGCACGCUGGACCUGGUCGGCCGCUACCGCAAGAUGAUGGACGCCUACGCGCUCGAGAGCCACGCGACCACCGCCGACAGGGGCGACGCGCGCAAGACACUGUUUGCGACGGGCGGGAUUACGAACGGCGAGCAAGCGCUGCAGGUGCUCAACGCUGGCGCCAGCGUCGCCAUGGUGUACACCACGAUGGUGUAUGGCGGCGCGGGCACGGUUACGAGAAUCAAGAGCGAGAUGGAGAAGCAGGUAUAA